This is a messenger RNA of Soboliphyme baturini, 213 nucleotides long. The record is from the annotation of a GenBank genome assembly. Lineage: Eukaryota; Metazoa; Nematoda; Enoplea; Dioctophymatida; Soboliphymatidae.
AUGGUGGACGAUUUCAGUGCGCACAUCAGAGCAAAGACUGAAAAGUGGAAAGGUGUGAUUGGAAAGAACUGCCCUAGCGACUUCAACUGCAGCGACAUGACGUUGAUGCCGUUUCUGUCACCACCUUGUUUUCAGCACUCUCUGCUGCAAGCGAUGGGGCACCAUGCGGAGGCUUGGUGGAAAAGCACCAGGGAAUCAGAUCGCAAGCAUUAA